Dendrobium catenatum is the source of this 2160-nucleotide messenger RNA. RefSeq names its product histone-lysine N-methyltransferase ATXR7-like. Gene Ontology annotation, molecular function: histone H3K4 methyltransferase activity; protein binding. The coding region runs from base 1 to 1548 and encodes 515 amino acids. The transcript has 11 exons. Gene Ontology annotation, cellular component: Set1C/COMPASS complex. The record is from RefSeq and is a predicted model, not a curated record. Lineage: Eukaryota; Viridiplantae; Streptophyta; Magnoliopsida; Asparagales; Orchidaceae.
AUGCCGGAUACGCGGGAUGGGCAGCCGACUGUGGCAGAUCCUGGCAGAAUUCAGAGAGAUCUGUAUUUCCAUAUAUUUAAUUCAUGCGAUUAUUUUAGAAGACAUGAAGUGGAUCCUGUGGCUGCUAACCCUGAAGGAGAAAACUUUAAUAAUUUGCUGGAGAAUGUCUCCAAUUCAGCAGAGGUGGUGGACAAGCUGAAAGAAAGUUUGCAGCAGAUGAAAAGUUCAAGGCCAUUUGGGGUUUCCUUUAACGGGAGCUUGACCUACUUUAGAAAGAAAAAACACAGCAAACCAAAGUCUGGACCAUUGCUUGAGAGCUUUGAAUUGAUUAAAAAAGUGGGCAACAUCUCCAUAGAUCAGAUGCAACACGUAGGAUCUGAAUCACCUUGGCCACAAAUUAAUGAUAUGGAUUCUGAGUUGAGGGAGCUAGAUGUAGACCUGGUUUAUUCUUCGUCAUUACCAACCAGGAACCAAAAUAAAUUGCCUGAUGGUUGCAGUUCAACAAAGAAAAAGUCACGUAAAUCGAGGAAGAUUGCCCACGAAAUACACAUUGAUGAGGGAGUUUAUAUUGACGAUAUAAAACACGAUGUGGAACAACUUUCUGUUUCUCAACAUGAUUCAGAUAAAGUCAAGAAGAUUGGGAAUGCUAGUCAUAUGCUUAUUGAUUGUCCGGAGCCUGAAGGCCUGUCUUCUGGCAUUUCCAAGUCAAAAAGUUAUCCGAGUUUGAAAAGGAAAGCAGAUGAUCAGUUAGCUCCCCCUCCUAAGGUAGCAAAACUUUCAAGGAAGAUUAAGGUUAAAAAAGCAUCCCAGAAGGUGGCAUCCAGGCGGAUUGUUAAACCUUCAAAGCUACUUGUUCCGUGCCCCAAGACAAACGGUUGUGCUCGAUCUUCUAUUAGUGGAUGGGAUUGGCGUCAAUGGUCACGGAAUGCUCUUCCAUCAGAAAGGGCCCGCUUGAGAGGAAACCGUGAUGUUGUUCCUCAUAGUUCUUGCUCUGAUGCUAAUGGUAAUCAAAAUUCUAAUAAUAAAGGUCCUUCAGCAAGAACAAAUAGGGUUAAGUUGCGGAACCUCUUGGCUGCUGCUGAAGGUGCUGAGCUUCUAAAAGUCACUCAAUUGAAGGCAAGGAAGAAACAUUUAUGCUUUCAAAGAAGCAAGAUACAUGAUUGGGGCCUUGUUGCCCUUGAGCCAAUCGAGGCAGAAGAUUUUGUGAUUGAGUAUGUUGGAGAAUUAAUUCGCCGUCAGAUAUCUGACAUACGGGAGCUUAAAUAUGAAAAGAUGGGUAUAGGCAGCAGUUACCUGUUCAGACUAGAUGAUGGUUUUGUGGUUGAUGCUACCAGGCGGGGAGGAUUGGCAAGAUUUAUUAAUCAUUCUUGUGAGCCAAAUUGCUAUACAAAGGUGAUAACCGUUGAUGGCCAAAAGAAGAUCUUUAUUUAUGCAAAGCGGCAUAUAUCUACGGGUGAAGAGCUUACAUACAACUACAAAUUUCCAUUGGAAGAGAAAAAGAUACCCUGCAAUUGUGGUUCCAAAAGGUGCCGAGGAUCAAUGAACUAGAAAUUGCAUCUUCUUGUGGUCAAGGUAAUCUAUUCCGUGUGUAAACUAUCAAUUAAAUCCCGAAGCAUUUUUUGGAUUGAAGGAAAUAGGAAGUUGAGGGAAAUGAAAUAAAGUCUCAAUAAUUUGUGGGUUGACUAUAAAUCUGCAGCCAUUGGUAUGAUAUUUUACCCUUUUUUAUACAAUUAUUUUUUUUACUCAAAUUCCCGCAUCCAAAUGCUUCAGAACUGACAGAUAAAAAACCAAUGUCUAUGGUUGUGAUGAAGAUGAUUGUGUUUCUGAAAAUAACACCUUUUGUAUUACAAUCAUGUGUUAAAGAUAAAUUACUCUCAUCUUCCAAAUAUAAAUUACUCUUACCUAUGAUGGUUCUGUUACUGAAACUAAUACCUUUCUGUGUGACAAUCAUAAAUUUCUAUGCUGCAAAUAAAUGAUCAUGUCGUGUUCUGCUUUUUUUUUAGACAUGAUAGACUUUAGUUUGGGCAUGUACAACUAAUGGUGAAAGAUGCACCCAAAAGGCAUAAAGAUAAUGUUAGUGUUGAAAGAUUAAGCGGGAAAAAAGGGUUGUAUGAAUAAAAGUUGUGCAUAAUAAAUUUAGCACCUCAUGUUUUAUGGUGC